AGCCCUCUGGCCACCAGCCCACGGCCACCCUUGACCCUGGCAGCACCUUCAAAGGGAGCAUGGGGCUGCUGCGGAGCGUGCAAUGUUUGCUCACAGCCAGGGCCAGCAGCUGCUCCCUGCCUGCCCUGGGGGGUUUCGUCAGCAUCCUGCAGCGCUCCGGGGGACACUGCUCGGCCACUGCUGCUUGCACAAGGAACCCCCUCGUCAGGACUGCAGCCAUGGCCACCUCAGCGAGCUCCCACCUGAGCAAAGCCAUCAAGCACAUGUACAUGAAGCUGCCGCAGGGGGAGAAGGUGCAGGCCAUGUACAUCUGGAUCGACGGCACGGGGGAGCACCUCCGCUGCAAAACCCGCACGCUGGACCACGAGCCCAAGAGCCUGGAAGAUCUCCCUGAGUGGAAUUUCGAUGGCUCCAGCACCUACCAGUCCGAAGGCUCCAACAGUGACAUGUACCUGCGACCUGCUGCCAUGUUUCGGGACCCUUUCCGCAAGGAUCCCAACAAACUCGUUCUCUGUGAGGUCUUCAAGUACAACCGCCAGUCUGCAGAGUCAAAUCUCCGGCACACCUGCAGGAGGAUUAUGGACAUGGUGUCCAACCAGCACCCCUGGUUUGGGAUGGAGCAGGAGUACACUCUCUUGGGGACAGAUGGACAUCCAUUUGGCUGGCCUUCCAAUGGCUUCCCUGGACCCCAAGGUCCGUAUUACUGCGGUGUGGGGGCAGACAAAGCCUAUGGCAGGGACAUUGUGGAGGCCCACUACCGAGCGUGCCUUUAUGCCGGCGUGAAAAUCGGAGGAACCAACGCAGAAGUGAUGCCAGCCCAGUGGGAGUUCCAGGUGGGACCAUGCGAGGGGAUUGAGAUGGGUGAUCACCUCUGGAUCGCGCGCUUCAUCCUGCACCGGGUGUGUGAGGACUUCGGGGUCGUGGUGUCCUUCGAUCCCAAACCCAUCCCUGGGAACUGGAACGGUGCUGGCUGCCACACCAACUUCAGCACCAAGAGCAUGAGGGAAGAAGGAGGUCUCAAGCACAUCGAGGAGGCCAUCGAGAAGCUGAGCAAGCGCCACCAGUACCACAUCCGCGCCUACGACCCCAAGGGGGGGCUGGACAAUGCCCGGCGCCUGACGGGCUUCCAUGAGACCUCCAACAUCAACGAGUUCUCGGCCGGCGUGGCCAACCGCGGCGCCAGCAUCCGCAUCCCGCGCAACGUGGGCCACGAGAAGAAGGGCUACUUCGAGGACCGCCGGCCCUCGGCCAACUGCGACCCCUACGCCGUGACAGAGGCGCUGGUCCGCACGUGUCUCCUCAACGAAACCGGGGAUGAGCCUUUUGAGUACAAGAACUGAGCAGACUGCGCCCCGCGGCCGCCGCCGCCGCCUCCCCCCGCGCUCCCCGCGCCCCUAAAGUUCCCUUCUAGCUGUAAUCCCGAGGGUACAAGAUAACAUGUUUCGUGUCUCAGUAACUCUUGUUGUCUUGAGGUGGGGGAGGAGGGCAGGUUUAGUUUUAUCCGUGUCUGUUUGUCGUUGACUCUUUGGAAGACGAGAGGAGGACGGGGUGUUAGAGAACUUUUAACCACUGUUUUAUUUUUUUUUUUGUCUAAUUCAUGUGUACAUCCGAUGGGAUCCUGUGGCUUCCAGGGACAGACUGCACACACAGAAGGCGUGUAGGAGAGGAGAAAGCUUAAAACAGAGCCAGAUUUGGGGGGCCAGCCCCACUGCUGACUGAUGGCUGUCUGAGGUCGGUGUCUCUCUGUGGAGCAGGGAAGAUGGGAGCUGUGGUGACGGGAGCUGUGCGUGUGCUCCUGCCUAUUUGGGGACGUGACAGGGACAUCGUCACCCUCCGGCCACUCUGAGGUUUCUGGGAAUCUUCUGGCAUUGAGGAGAACUCUUGGUUCUGUCACUGGAAGUCAACCCAUCUCUGGCUCAUAACACAGAGUGAAGUAGUAUUUUUCUAUUUAAAUAUAAAAAGAGAAAAAAAAAUAUAUAUGAAAGUGUUUUUUUCUUGGAAGAGAUGAUGUUCCAACGCCUCAUCCAGCCGGAGCGGGCAGAGCUCUUGCGGAUGCAGUCGGAUGCAGGUGGGACUGAGGGUGAGCUCAGAGGGCGACUGGGACGAGAUUUGUUCCAGCAUGGAGUGGAGCUUGCAGGAGGGGGUUCCCAGAGCAGGAAGCCUGCAGAAGCAUUUGUUACUGUAAUUCAGGUGGCCGUGACACGCUCGGAGUGGGAGGAAGGUGUCCUGAACCAAGAGUUGACUGGUCAACAGCGUUCUGGACAGAGCUGUGGCUGUGUCACCUGUCCAGCAGGGCUAGCAUGUCACUAAAGCAGGGCUUUGGAUAAAGGUUAAAACAAAAAAAAAAAAAAAAGGAGAAAAAAA
This is a messenger RNA of Zonotrichia albicollis (white-throated sparrow), 2364 nucleotides long. It is a transcript of the gene GLUL, whose product is annotated as glutamate-ammonia ligase. Gene Ontology annotation, molecular function: glutamine synthetase activity. The record is from RefSeq and is a predicted model, not a curated record. NCBI's taxonomy places the organism in Eukaryota, Metazoa, Chordata, Aves, Passeriformes, Passerellidae. Gene Ontology annotation, cellular component: cytoplasm.